This is a messenger RNA of Schistocerca piceifrons (Central American locust), 648 nucleotides long. RefSeq names its product translation initiation factor IF-2-like. The transcript has 3 exons. The record is from RefSeq and is a predicted model, not a curated record. Lineage: Eukaryota; Metazoa; Arthropoda; Insecta; Orthoptera; Acrididae. The coding region runs from base 1 to 648 and encodes 215 amino acids.
AUGACGUCCUCUGUUGGUUUGCUGGAGAAAGGUGUGAUGAGGUUCCAGCCACCCUGCAGCGGUCCAGCCAGCAGCCAGCAGCGGUCCCAGCCAGCAGCAGUCUCAGCCAGCUGCCAGCAGCGGUUCCUGCCAGCAGCCAGCAACCAGCAGCGGUUCCUGCCAGCAACCAGCAGCGGUUCCUGCCAGGAGCCAGCAGCCAGCAGCCAGCAGCCAGCAGUGAGCCCAGCAGUCAGCCAGCGUCCAGCAGCCAGCCAGCAUCCAGCAGCCAGCCAGUGUCCAGCAGCCAGCCAGCGUCCAGCAGCUGGCAGCAGUCCCGGCCAGCAGUGGUCCUGGCCAGCAGCAGGAGCAGCAGCAGCAGCGCCCCCACCUGCCGGCCAGCCAGGUCGACUCCCCCGCCAGCAGCAGCAGAAGGACGGCGCCGGCGGCCAGUCAGAGCAGACCGGUGCAGACGGACCAGCAGUACUGGGCCGUGCCACUGUGCGCGGGCCGUGGUGUCAACAACGCACUGUCCAGGGCAGCGCGCGCGACGCCGAGCACACUCAGACCUCAAGCAGUCCUACAACUGGAGCCAGCACGUCCCUGGCGUCUGCUCGCAUGCCAUUUUGGAAAAGAAAUGACCUUGUGAAGAAGUAUGAGAGGUUAGGGUAG